AUGGCUAACACGCACAGCGGACAGGAUGCCGCAACUUCGUCGACAUCGUCGAACACCACGCAACCCUCAUUCGACAACAGAUUCCCUCCAUCCAACCCCUACAUCGCCUUUCAACUCGCCUUCAUGGACAAACAAGGCGGCAAAGCUCGAUUCGCGCAUCCCUUCCUAACCUUCGACACAACAAUGCCCCACACCAUCAGAAAAGUGCUUCGAAACCGCUACUUCAUGCACCUCCUCCAAAACAUCUUCUCCCGCCUCUCCCGCCGCCAACUCCUCGUCAUCGAACGCGUUUGCAAAUUCUGGCAAGAAGUUCUCAUCUACUAUUCGCCGAAUUUGGAGGAGUGGUUGUUUUACAGCGCUGUUGAGAAGCGGACGGUUUGUGUUUUUGAGACGAAUGAGCAGAAGAACGUUCCUGUUCCUUCUACCCCUUCUUCUGCUUUCUCGGAUUACGAGUUCGAAACACUACGACUCGUUGAUAGGAUUUCAGGGACUGUUGGACCGCUCUGCGUGCUCAGAGAAAAGGAAAAUGGGAAGGAGGGGAAGAUGUUCUAUGGUGUGGAAACGAAACAGAAUCCUUAUCUCCUGAGGCCGAUCAAGUACACGCCAAAUUUCCUGUACAGCGGGCUGAAGUUCUCGUAUCAGAUCUUCUCUGGAACGAGGUUUACCAUUCCGACGGAGACUUUGGUUGAGAUUCGGGAUUUUGGGUUGGCGGACAGUCGGAUGGGGAUGUUUUUGACUCAGCCUCCGGUUUGUGAGGUGAGGGUCAGCGUACUUGAUCCUUUUGGUGGGGAUGGCGAGGGCGGCAUGAGCAAUACGAAGAAGAAGAAGGAAAAGAAAGGAGAAGAUGAAGCUGUUGAGCCGAGUGUGAGGGAUUUGGUUGUGAGAGAGGAGGAAGGUGUGAGGUUGAAGCAUCUCAUCAGGGACAUUGGGCCGGAUUUAGUGCAGAGGAGAUUUGAAGAGUGGACGGUUUCGAUUUUGGUCGGGAAGGGAAGUUUGGUCGGUGGAGAGACGGCUGUGUUUCUCAAGGAAAUGGAUAAGACAGAAGCGGAUGAGCGAGGACUGUUGGAGAGGAUUACGGAUGAGAUGGAGUUGGAUUGA
Molecule: messenger RNA, 1098 nt
Organism: Cercospora beticola
Lineage: Eukaryota; Fungi; Ascomycota; Dothideomycetes; Mycosphaerellales; Mycosphaerellaceae
Product: F-box protein
Molecular function (GO): protein binding
Source: RefSeq, a predicted model, not a curated record